Lethenteron reissneri (Far Eastern brook lamprey) is the source of this 4996-nucleotide messenger RNA. RefSeq names its product kelch domain containing 3 (gene KLHDC3). NCBI's taxonomy places the organism in Eukaryota, Metazoa, Chordata, Hyperoartia, Petromyzontiformes, Petromyzontidae. Gene Ontology annotation, cellular component: cytoplasm. The record is from RefSeq and is a predicted model, not a curated record. Gene Ontology annotation, molecular function: chromatin binding; protein binding.
GGUCCUUCAAAGAGACGCCCGCGACUCGGCCACGCGUAGCGGAGCGGCGCCUCAGGUUUUUGUUUUUGUUGUAAAAUAGUUUUUUAAAAAUUCUAUAACAGUAUUAAAAUUACAUUUCGUACAAAGUUACUAGCAAUUCUCAUCGUCACGACGUUUUUUUUUAUUUUAUUUUUGAAAAAAAAUCUACAAAAUUAAGACAUCCGGCGUAGCUGAAACCUUCAACUUUUUAGUUGUUUUAAAGACGUCAAUAUUAGCGCGAGUCGAACGUCGUUCGUGUCGCCCUCACACGCUCAAGACGACCGCCGCCGGUGGGUUACAGCUCCCGGAGGCUCCCCCCGGGGUUUGUUGAGGAAAAGAAAAAGUGUGUGAGAAAACAGCGCUCGCUUCCAUGGGCAAGGCGGUGCACGCUGGACGGACGAGAUGAUGGCGUGAGAAGGGGUUGGGAGGAGGAACGAGGCGAGGGAUAUAUACCAAAGCACAACUGGAGUUCACUUUUUUACCCGGUGGCCACUGGAGGGUGGGGGGGGCGUGGGUGCGACACAGGAAGCAGCCAUGCUUCGUUGGACAACGCACCUGGAGGGCGGCCCCCGCAGGGUCAACCACGCCGCCGUCGCCGUUGGGCACAAGGUUUACUCGUUUGGCGGAUACUGCUCCGGUGAAGAUUACGAGACUCUGCGGCAGAUCGACGUGCACAUCUUUAACCUGGUGUCGAUGCGGUGGAGCAAGCUGCCACCGGUGAUCGGCCCUAAGCAGAUGCCGUACAUGCGCUACGGCCACACGGCCGUGCUCGUGGAGGACGCCAUCUACGUCUGGGGCGGACGCAACGACACAGAUGGCGCCUGCAACGUGCUCUACUCCUUCGACAUUUACACCCACCGGUGGCUGCGCCCACACGUGUCCGGCCCGGUGCCCGGCGCCAGGGACGGUCACUCCGCGGCGGCUCUGCGCAAGUGCAUGUACAUCUUCGGCGGGUACGAGCAGCUGGCCGAUUGUUUUUCCAACGACGUUCACAAAAUGGACACCACGACGAUGACCUGGACACUAAUCCACGCACUGGGCGGCCUCCCGCGCUGGCGGGACUUUCACUCGGCCACCUUCAUCGGCCAGAAGAUGUACGUGUUUGGCGGGCGGGCCGACAUGCUGGGCCCGUCGCACUCCAAUCGCGAGAUCUACUGCAACCGCAUCAAGGUGUUCGACACGGAGAAGCGCUACUGGUUCGACCCGCCCGUCAACGGCACGCCGCCCGACGGACGCAGGAGCCACUCGGCGUUUGCCUACAAGGGAGAGCUGUACAUCUUUGGAGGCUACAACGCCCUGGUGGACAGGCACUUCGAUGACCUGUGGAAAUUCAGUCCAGAAACGAUGACCUGGCAGCGGAUGGAGGUGCGUGAGAAGGGCCCCUGCCCGCGCAGACGCCAGUGCUGCUGCCUGAUCGGAGACCAGGCCAUUCUGUUUGGCGGAACAAGUCCCUGUCCAGAGCAAGGCAUGGGGGAUGAGUUCAACUUGAUGGAUCACUCGGACCUCUACAUCCUCGACUUUGCACCAAGUUUGAAAACCCUUUGCACACUGGCGGUCGUGCAGUAUAAGUUGGAUCUGUCCAACCUCCCUCAUGACAUCCGUAUUUGCCGCGAGAUGCAUGGCGCCUGAUCUGGAGAGGCGGCGGCGGCGGCAGCAGUGGCUUGGGUAGGCCCUCAUCCAGCAGUUGAUUGACCAUGGUUGUGUAUGUAUGUUGACAUUCUUGCACACGGUACGUCGCCAAUCGUGCUAAUCGAAGGUGCGAGGAAGUUGGAGGUGCGUGGGAAUCCGAGGUGCGGGGGUGAUGAUGAUGAUGAUGUGUCACAUGGUGGUGGAGCGGUGGCACAGUGAGGGUUAAAACUUUGCUAUGAACCAGCUGAGCCGAGUUCGAUUCCCUGCCACGGUUUGCAUCGGUGGCGAGUGAUAUCUGAAUCGGUCACGGGCUGCUCCCAUCUUCGCUAACCCCGCUAUCAUUCUUUGCUUUCUUAUCCAAGUGUGGUACGUGACGACAUACCCUCCGUGUCAAUUUAAAACAUGUUUCUCAUUUACGAAGUGUUGGCAAAUCUGCAACAUCCAGCCCAAGGUACCCGUGUGUAUAAGAUAAGAACUGCGUAGCAGAAGAUCUACUUAUUUUUAAACUGAAACUAUAAACACAUUUUUUUUUUGUAUUUGACCAGGUAAAGCCCGCUGAGUUUGUAGCUCUUUUUUCAGAAGCGAUCUGGGUAUCACAAAUUAUAGCUCAACGAAGUGGCUUAUGUGGGGAUUUAUAGCAGCCAAAUACUCUUAAACCCAUGUCGAUUCUAAAUGUGGAGGGAAAGCCGGCGGAUCCGGAGAAAAAACCAGACUACCACGGGGAGAAAAACAUGCAAACUCCAAAUAUACAGGCGUCAUGGGUCUGGAUCGAACCCACGAUCUCCUUUAUAUCAGGCGAGGUAGUUAACAACCCGCCACCACAGCGACCCUCUUAACCAAGUGGCACAUGACGACGCACCCUCAGUAACUUUAAAACCUCUUUCUCAUUUACAUAGUGUUGGGCAAUCUGCGACAUACAGCCAAGGUAACCCUGUCUAUAAGAUAAGAACUGUGAAGGAGAUAAGAUCUACUUGUUUAAAAAAACUAUAAACUAAACUAUUUUUUUGACCAGGUAAGGCCCACUGAGCAAUAAAGAUAUUUUUCAGAAGCUAAUGGCCACAAAAUAAUAGCACAACGAAGUGGCUUAUCACGUGGAAAUGUAUAGCAGCUAAAUCGUAUAAACCCAUGUUUCUAAAUGUGGAGGGAAAAACCUAAAACCCAAGAAGAACCCACGCUACCACAGAGAGAGAGAGACAUGCAAACUCAAAAUAUACAGGCGUCAAGGGUCGGGAUCGAAGCUGCGACCUCCUGUAUACCAGGCGAGGCAGCUAACAUUUCGCCACCGUGUCGCCCGUCUUUAACGCGCAUCGGUCAUUUGAGUGGAGCACAAGCAAAGCCACUUAACAAUCGCUCGGGUGCCCAAAUCGUGUUCCUGGAACCCCGGAGCGAACUCGCCGCCACGCCAACUUGGCACCCUCGCCGCCCCGAAGGACAGAACACAGCCCCCCCAAAUUGCCUUGGCCACGUGCGCCAAGGGGGCUUGGGUUUCCAGUGCAGAUAUUGCAGGCACGCGCCGCCGGCGGCGGGCACAGCAGCAGCAGCAGCGGUGCCUUUUAGUGCCGCUUCCGAGCAUUGUUAAGCAUUUAUGGCUCGGUUGAAGGUAACAGGAUAGCCCCAUUUGAAGUGGUGAUGGUAAAAAAGAGGGUACACGCAGACACGCGCACAUACACCCCCCACAUAGCCUGACACAGAUUGUUGAGACAAGUGCUGUUAGCGAGUGCUUAUGAAGGCCGUCACGGCGCACGAGUGGGUGGUAUGGCCAGCACGACGCACGCCUGGCAGCCUUUGUCUCUCUAGCAUUGAUGCUUACAAAGCCCACUGGCUACUUAUUUAAGGCGUAAUUGACCUAGGCGAGAUCCAGUUCAGAGAUUGCGCCACUGAUGUCCGCUUUGGCUGGGAAUUAAACUUGGGCUGCCUGGUUCAUAGUGUAGUGGGCUAAUCGCUAUGCUACUGCUCAAGACAAAGAUCCCCCCGUAUAGCCUUUACCAGGCUGUUGGGGCGAGUGCUGUUUGUGAGUAACACCUUUGAAGGCCGACAUGGGACACAUGUAUGUUGAACUUCUUUCGCACCGUACGUAGCCAACCGUGCUAAUUGGAGGUGCGGGAGAAGGACAGCAAACUUAACACAAAAAGCAGUUCUAACGAAAUUUGUUUUCAACCUAGAUUUAAAAGUGCAUAGCUCCAGUGUCUUCCUAAUAUCGCAGAAGCGCAUCUGAACUACCCGCAAUAGGCGGUAGUGUGGCCCGCACCACGCUCGCCUGCCUGUGCCUCUCCCAGCGCUUCACUUUACUGAAUGAACCCAGGCGAGAUUCAAGACCGCUUCGGAAAAUCUGUGCGCCGUACCUGGUAAAAUAAAAUAGCUUAGUUUCGUUUUAAUCGCCACUGAUGUUAGCUGUGGCCAGGAAUCAAAACUUGAGCAGCCAGAUUUGCAGUGCAGUGCCCUAACCACUACGCUACCACCCCACAGCCCCUCCCCCCGCCUCUCGCACACAAGCAAAUACAUGGCGGCGCAUGGGCACGCACCGUGCACCAUUCCCCAGAAAGGCAGAGGAGAACCCUUCGAUGAAAUUGAUGAAUGGAGAAGCGGAAAAAAAGGUCUCGUGCGGUGUCGGCGUAGACAAACAACCGCCGCUAAUCCCCGAAGCAGCGAAGCAGCAGCGGCGCACACGCGUCUCUCAGUGUGGGAUGUGUCGGGGGUUAAAGGGGGCCACCGGCCCCUGCUAGGAUGACAGGACUCCACUGGAGCCGAGAAGGGGGGGGGGGGGUCCUUAUCAGCGGCCAGCAUACGGGCCAGAUGGUUCUCUCGUUAUCAGCCACCAACACCCGACCCCUCCCUCCCUCGCUCGCUUGCUCCCUGCCUUCCCCACACCCCUUCUCCUUCUUAUUCACUACUGCCUGCAAGAGCAGCUUAAGUAAACACGGAUUCCCGCAUGCUCUCGCUAGGUGCCCCGUGCUGUGUGGGUGGUUCUUUUUCGUUUUCCCCAGAACGGCUGCCCCUCCGUAUUGUACGCACGCACGCCUCCUACGGGGGACCCACCACUCGACACCGGCGGCGGUGUUGAUGAUGUAACCCGCGCGGUGUGCCGGCUUAAUUGGCGGAGGUGGUGGUGUAUUUUUUUUAAGAAUGACUUUCGGCAAACGUUGUGUGCGUGUGUGUGUCUGCUUGGGGGAGCGGUGUAGUGAAAUGGUUAGCGUGCCAGCGCUACGAACCUCUGACCCUGAGUUUGAUUCCUGGGCCACAGCUGAUAUGAGUUGGUGAGUGAUUUCGGAACCCCCAUUUCUGACACGGCACAGGGGGAGGCCCUUCAUCCAGCAGUGGAUUGACAAGCUGUGCCCCGGGGGGGGGGGGG